AUGCAGCGGAUUCUUCGCCACACGCUCAUUUUCGCGAUAGUUUCCAUCACUUCCUUUACAGCCCCAGUCUCAGCUUUUACCCACAACACUAGGGAGAGCAGCAGUCGAAGCUCAAAUUUAAACUCAGAAAAAGUUCAGCAGCGACAAUUGGCCUCUUCCCAACGCGGAGUUUGCGGGACAGAAGAACCGACUACGCAGCUAAAAGAUGCACAUAAACGGUUAUCACUGAGAGAAUAUCGACAUGCAGAAGGAAGUAUUGAUGGUAACGCCAGCCGUGCUACUGCCGACUCACUCCCUCGCAUAGAAGUUGAUACGUGGUUUCAUGUUGUUAGUACAAGUGAAAAGGUCGGUUUAGUGACGAAUACAAUGAUUGCUUCUCAGUUUCUGUAUCUUCAACAAGCAUACCAGAACUCGAGUAUACAUUACAAUCUCAUAGGUGUAGAUCGCAGUAUCAAUGAUACUUGGGCAAGAAAUGGGGACUCUGCAGCUAUGAAACGGACCCUUCGCAAGGGUUCAUAUAGUGCCCUCAACGUUUACUUCCAGACAGACCUUGAAGUAUCGGAUGCUUCAGGCGCCAGUUCUCGAAGAAACGGUCAUCAUCAUCAUCAUAUCCAGAACCUUGACAAAAGAGACGUAUUAUCAUCGCAAAAUCUCCUUGGCUUCUGUACACUUCCGAACCCUGAAAUCACCAGCUCCAGCUCCAUCGACGACUAUUUCAAUGACGGCUGCAAUAUCCUCGCCUCCACGAUGCCUGGUGGUUCAAUCGAGCACUACAAUCGCGGCGGUACUACUGUUCAUGAAGUAGGUCACUGGCACGGUUUACUACACACUUUUCAAGAUCAGACAUGUGCUCCGGGUGCGAAUGGGGAUUACAUUUCUGAUACGCCGCAGCAAUCGGUUCCGACGGAAGGUUGUCCUGCUUCGAAAGAUUCGUGCUCGGAUCUGCCGGGGAUGGAUGCCAUAUGGAACUUUAUGGAUUAUUCGUCGGAUGAUUGUUAUCGGAGUUUUACGGUUGAGCAGGCCUCGAGGAUGAGGAGUAUGUGGGCGACAAUGAGGGAGGGGAAGUAAUCAUCUACAGCUUGGGUCGCUGCAGAUAGUCUUAUCAUACGGCAAGCAUGUGCUGUCGAUAUUUACGGUUUAAUUAGAUAGUUAUACCACAGUCGAAAAGCUGAAUGAGAUACCAUGAAUCUUUUUUGCCCAUGACCAAUUUUCGAAUUACAUUGCAGUGAAUGAUGAGAACGUCACAUACCGUCACAAACUAACCGAUUUUAAGACAUUUCGAGAAAAGUAAAAUUAGAACCGGUGACAACAUUGACUAGAGUCACUAAGUCAUUAUCCCAAGACGUGACUAACGCUUACGCUUCUUGUUUCGUUCGUCAUCCAGUCCGCUCUCUCUAUCCUUCUUCUUGGCCUGUUUCUCCAACUCAUCCCAGUCCUCACCGCUCUCUUCGUCGACACUGAGAUCCUCGUCAGUAGCCUCAGCACUAGCAUCAUCAUCGAAGUCGCUAUCAUCCUCUGAACUCUCAUCCGUGGCGUUCAACUCGGAUUCAGAAAGUUCAAAAGCAGACUCCUCCUCAGAUUCGGAGUCUUCAGAAUCAGAUUCAGCGGCCAAGAAUGACCAACCUCCUUCGGCGAAGAAGCCGUAGGGAUCCGCAGCAACUGUCUUCAUGAUGGUGCCCCAGUUGAGGUUGAGAGGUCCUUCCGUGAAUGGGAUAUCCACCGAGUCAAGCCAAUCCUUGACUCCUUCCAGUGAUUCAACUGGAAUGGUAUUGAUAUGGAUUGGUGGCCGGUUGAAGUCCUUCAAGACAAAAACAAGAUCAAAGUUUUUCAGCCCGAACUAAAC
This is a messenger RNA of Talaromyces stipitatus ATCC 10500, 1843 nucleotides long. Its product is annotated as metalloprotease MEP1. The record is from RefSeq and is a predicted model, not a curated record. NCBI's taxonomy places the organism in Eukaryota, Fungi, Ascomycota, Eurotiomycetes, Eurotiales, Trichocomaceae. Gene Ontology annotation, molecular function: metallopeptidase activity. The transcript is spliced from 2 exons. Bases 1 to 1068 code for a protein of 355 amino acids.